AUGGAACGGCCUUUACUUUUGUAUAUAUUUUUAUUCUACUGGAAUUUCCUCAAUGCUUUAUUCACUGUUGAAGCUCCUCAGUCACUCUACAUUGUGGAACAUGGGAACAAUGUGACCAUGGAAUGCACAUUUCCAGUGAAUGGGAAAUUAAAGUUUGGAGAUUUAAAUGUCAGCUGGGAAAAAAAAGAUGAGUUAAAGAAGCUGGUUUAUGUACUUGUCAGAGGAAAGGAAGACUUGAAAGGUCAGCACAGUGACUUUAAGGGAAGAAUAAAAUUGCUGAAAGAGAAUCUGAACUUGGGACAGUCUCUCCUUCAGAUCACUGAUGUGAAACUCAGAGAUGCAGGGACCUACCACUGUAUUAUUGGCUAUAGGGGAGCUGAUUACAAGACAAUCCACCUGAAAGUUAAGGCUCCUUACAGAACUAUAACCCAAAGAGUGGUGAGCACAGGACACAAUGAAUGGAAGUUGACAUGCCAGUCUGAAGGAUACCCAGAAGCUGAAGUGAUAUGGCAAAAUGGAGACUAUGAAGAUUUGACUGAUAAGGCAAACACAAGUUAUCAAACUGGAAGGGACCAGUUGUAUCAUGUGACAAGUACCCUUACAAUCAAAAGCAGAAUUGAUGAGAUAUUUUACUGUAUAUUCUGGAAUAAAGAGCUGCAAGAAAAUACAUCUGCCAUUUUACACAUAGCAGAUGCACCUGAUGGCAUUCUGUGGACCGAGAGCAGACGCUUUGUUGGAGCAACUCUCAUUACUACCACUUUUGUUGGAUCAGGGCUUCUAUUUAUGUUCUGCAUAAGAAAAGCUAGAGCAAAUAAGGACAACAGAACAUCUGUCUUGAGUUCAUCAAUAACAAGUCUGUCAAAAGAUAAGGAUACACAUGACUGCAGAGAUGCUUCUUUUGAAGACAGAGAGCUGAAAUAUAUGCAAAUUGAGAAGACCUAGACAGAGAAAGCAGGGGGAGAAUUUUUUCCUCUGUGGAGAAGACUUGACAGCUCAGAUAUUCUAUGUUCUAUCUAUUGAAGGGGAUAUUAAUUUUUUGUUUUUAUUGUGUGAUGGCGAUCUUCUAAUUGUUGUAACUUGGGAAAAAUGCAAUGAAGUUAAAAUAAUUAUAACAUAAAAAGUCCUUGCAUUCAGGUGUCUGUAUAUGGAACUAGAUA
This is a messenger RNA of Pipra filicauda (Wire-tailed manakin), 1157 nucleotides long. RefSeq names its product programmed cell death 1 ligand 1. Gene Ontology annotation, biological process: negative regulation of T cell proliferation; immune response; T cell costimulation. The transcript has 7 exons. The record is from RefSeq and is a predicted model, not a curated record. NCBI's taxonomy places the organism in Eukaryota, Metazoa, Chordata, Aves, Passeriformes, Pipridae. Gene Ontology annotation, cellular component: external side of plasma membrane. Bases 1 to 942 code for a protein of 313 amino acids.